Moneuplotes crassus is the source of this 1552-nucleotide messenger RNA. The record is from the annotation of a GenBank genome assembly. NCBI's taxonomy places the organism in Eukaryota, Ciliophora, Spirotrichea, Euplotida, Euplotidae.
UUUAUAAUGUCUGAAACUGACUUGAGAAAAGAAGUUAAGCUACCAGGGCUUAUUGAGGAAACAAAGAAGAUGAUCGAGAAACAUCCUCAUGCUUCUACGGGGCUUCAUGAGGGAAGCAAGAAAGUAGACUCUUCAAUGAACGCUGAUAUUUUACCACAGAAUGUUUCAAAUUGGAUGGAGUUCAGACCUGAAGGAAAAUGUCCAGAGAGAAGAGGCUUCCAUGCUUCAUUCAUUCACAACAACUGCCUUUAUAUUCAUGGAGGCCAUGACAUCAGAGAAGGCACUUUUAGUGGAUUCUGGAGACUUGAUCUUUCAAGUGACCAGUACAUCUGGGAGAAAAUCGAAAUCAAAGGCAUCAAGAAACCUGGUAAAAUUGCUUAUCAUACCCUAUCUCUGAUCGACAGCCACACUUGCAUUUUAGUAGGAGGCUCCAACUUGGGUGUGGACAACGAACAAGUGUUCUUUCUUGAUCUGGCUAAGAUGGAGUGGAGAGUCGAUAGAGACCCCAAGCCUGACGAUCUCACAUCGAUUGACGAGCACACAGCUUGUAUUUACCAAGGAAACCUGUAUAUCUUUGGAGGCAAUGUGAAUGGUUUCAAGUCAAACAAAAUAUUUAUUUACAAUCUGGACUCAAAGGAAUGGUCAGUCAAAGAGCAUGAAGAUGGUAUUCCUCCAAGAUCAAGCCACUCUGCUGUGGUCAAAGACGGGUUUAUGUACGUGUUCGGAGGCAAGGACAUUGAGAACAACAAGCUUAGAGAUUUUUGGAAAUAUGACAUUGAGAAUGACAAGUGGUCAAACAUUUUCAUUCCAGAGAACGAAGGCCCAUUGUCAAGGAGCGGCCAUUCGACUGGAGUUUACAAAGACUACAUCAUAAUUUAUGCGGGGAUUCACGAAUUAACUCAAGAGUUAUGUGAUAUGUAUUUGUACAAUACUAAAAAUGGUAACUGGGUGAGUAUGUUUGAGGAUGCCUCAUCUCCUGUAAAUCACAACAAAUCAAUGAACUCUUCUUUUUCAAGUAUGAAUAAAAAUAGUCCAGUUCAUAGUGAAUAUAAUAAUUCUGCACAGAAAGCGAACAUCAUGGGAAAAUCACAGUUUGCACUCAGUAUGAGAAAGACAAAGACUCAUAAAAAGAAUUAGAAAUUCCAUGAAUUACUCCAUGGAUAUCUCAAAGAAGAAGCUUCAGAAGCUAGUAAGACAAAAGAGAAGGGAAGAGAAUGAGCUUAAUGAUCAUACUUUGCUCACCACACCUACAUCUUUAUCAAUGCAGAACUCUUUUCUUAUAAACUCCAUCAAUAAAGCUUAUAUGGACAGAUUAUUUAAAAAGAAUAAGAAAGUAGAAAGAGGAAAAUCAUUUAAGUCAAGGUUUGAUAAUUCACUCGAGUUCUCACCAGCCAAGAGGCAAUACGGUAAGGUCCCUAGAUUCAACCCCAAGCCAAGAGAUGGUCAUACAGGCAUCAUGCUUAACGAGUGCGAGUACAUCGUCUUUGGAGGCGACAGACACCACAUGCCAUUUAAUGAUGUCUCAGCUAUCGAUUUGAGUUUGGAAAUUUAA